AUGGCCUCCAGGUGGCAAGGGCGGAAGCUCUUCACCCAGCUCUCUGCCCAGUCGAGGAUCGCCACGAAGCAACAGCAACAGCACUUGAACCGAUAUCCCUUGCGACUUGGUGCUCGAUUCAAAUCGUCCGAACCCCAAUUGACCGCUCAGAUAUCUUCGUACACACCUAACUACUUGCUCAUCUCUGCCGUCGGCCUGUCCCUUGCUGGUACUCUUGGCUACAAAAUGGCUGUUCAGGAACCCGACCAACUCGACGGCCCUACCCUUGCCGAGCGCGAUGCCCUGACCAAGAAGGAGGCGGGCGUCACCAGCGACGCCCCGAUGCGCCUGCGAAUGGAGAAGUUCAUCAAAGAGCAGCAGGACGAGAUUGUGUGGGAGCUGCAGAAGCUCGACGGCGCCAAGUUCCGAAGGGACGAGUGGAAGCGCGCCGAGGGUGGCGGCGGCAUCACCUGCGUUCUCCAGGACGGAAACGUCUUCGAGAAGGGUGGUGUCGGCGUCAGUGUUGUCUACGGUACCCUCCCCAAGGCCGCUGUCGCCAAGAUGCGCGCCAACCACAAGAACAUGCACCUCGACGAGAACAUUGACGCGCUCCCCUUCUUCGCGACUGGUCUCAGCAUGGUGCUGCACCCCAAGAACCCCAUGGCGCCGACGGUCCACCUGAACUACCGAUACUUUGAGACGUCGCACCCCGACGGUACGGCUCAUGCAUGGUGGUUCGGUGGCGGCAGCGACCUGACGCCGGCGUACCUGUUCGACGAGGACGCCGUGCACUUCCACAAGACGCUCAAGGAGGCGUGUGACAACCACGACAAGGACUACUACCCUCGCUUCAAGAAAUGGUGUGACGAAUACUUCUACAACAAGCACAGGGGCGAGUGCCGCGGUGUGGGCGGCAUCUUCUUCGACGACCUCGACGAGACGGAGAAGGACAGAGAGAACACGUUUGCUUUUGCACAGGACUGCCUCAAGUCCUUCCUGCCCGCGUACAUGCCCAUCAUUGAGAAGAGAAAGGACAUGCCCUUCACUGAGCAGGAGAAGGAGUGGCAGCAGAUUCGCAGGGGCAAGUACGUCGAGUUCAACCUGGUCCACGAUCGCGGCACGGCGUUUGGCCUCAACACCCCAGGGUCCAGGGUGGAGAGCAUCCUCAUGAGUCUGCCACUUACGGCGUCGUGGCACUACAUGCACGAGCCUGAGCCUAAGAGUCGUGAGCAGAGGCUGGUGGAUGUGCUGAGGAACCCUAAGGAGUGGGUGUAAAGGCGCGGCGCACUGGAUUUCACUUGCGAUUGUAACACCAAAAAAAGCAUUUCAAGGCUGUAAUGACAUUGGCACGAUAUAAACUUUGCUAGAAGAUUUUGUAUGUUCAAUUUGAAACUCAAUUCUGGG
Verticillium dahliae VdLs.17 is the source of this 1383-nucleotide messenger RNA. RefSeq names its product coproporphyrinogen III oxidase. Lineage: Eukaryota; Fungi; Ascomycota; Sordariomycetes; Glomerellales; Plectosphaerellaceae. The coding region runs from base 1 to 1254 and encodes 417 amino acids. The record is from RefSeq and is a predicted model, not a curated record. The transcript has 2 exons. Gene Ontology annotation, cellular component: mitochondrial intermembrane space; cytoplasm. Gene Ontology annotation, molecular function: coproporphyrinogen oxidase activity.